UUGCGUAAUCCACAUGUUGCGUCUGGUUGGCAGGUCGUAUACACGCAACGCUUACAAAUCUCAAACUGAAAGAAAAGUAACGCAAAAUGUCGUCGCAAAAGGAUAAGCAAACUGUUGUAUUUGAAGAUGACGAUCUCCCAUAUGAAGAAGAAAUCAUUCGAAACCCAUAUUCAGUGAAGUGUUGGAUGAGAUAUAUUGAGUUCAAGCAGAAUGCUCCUAGAAGUUCACUUAACAUGAUUUAUGAACGGGCAAUCAAAGAGCUGCCUGGCAGUUAUAAGCUGUGGUACAACUAUCUGCGACAGAGAAGAAAACAGGUGAAAGGAAAGUCUGUGUUAGAUCCGGCCUUUGAGGAGGUUAACAACUGCCAUGAGAGAGCCCUCGUGUUUAUGCAUAAGAUGCCUCGAAUUUGGCUGGAUUACUGUCAGUUUUUGACGGAUCAGAGUAAAAUCACCAGAACCCGACGUACCUUUGAUAGGGCUCUCAGAGCGCUUCCAAUCACCCAACACCGUAGAAUUUGGCCACUUUACCUAAAGUUUGUCCGCAAGUACCCCUUGCCAGAGACUGCAGUUAGGGUGUACCGGCGAUAUCUGAAGCUGUGCCCUGAAAAUGCAGAAGAAUACAUUGAGUAUUUGAAGUCCAUUGAUCGCCUAAAUGAGGCUGCAUUACGUCUUGCUGCAGUUGUGAAUGAGGAGACAUUUGUAUCAAAAGAAGGGAAAUCUAAUUAUCAGCUCUGGCAUGAACUGUGCGAUCUUAUCUCUCAAAAUCCAGACAAGGUCAACUCCCUGAAUGUGGGUGCAAUCAUCCGAGGUGGACUGACUCGCUUCACAGACCAAUUGGGCAAGUUGUGGUGCUCAAUGGCUGACUAUUAUAUCCGAAGUGGGCACUUUGAGAAGGCUCGUGAUGUGUAUGAGGAGGCAAUUCAGACUGUUGUUACUGUGAGGGAUUUCACUCAGGUCUUUGACAGCUAUGCACAAUUUGAAGAGAGCAUGAUUGCAGCCAAAAUGGAAACCACAUCUGAACUGGGGCAAACAGAGGAUGAGGACAUCGAUCUAGAGCUUAGACUUGCUCGAUUUGAGCAGCUCAUUACCCGGCGCCCACUGCUACUCAACAGCGUGCUACUACGGCAAAAUCCGCACAAUGUUCAUGAAUGGCACAAGAGGGUCAAGUUGUUUGAAGGGCAACCUCGAGAGAUCAUUAACACUUACACAGAAGCUGUCCAGACAGUGGAUCCAAUUAAAGCUACUGGAAAGCCACAUACGAUUUGGGUGUCCUUUGCCAAAUUUUAUGAGGAAAAUGAACAAAUCGAUGAUGCAAGGACUAUCUUUGAGAAAGCCACCAAAGUUAACUACAAACAGGUAGAUGACCUUGCUUGUGUCUGGUGUGAAUAUGGGGAAAUGGAGCUGAGGCAUGAGAAUUAUGAUGAGGCUUUGAGGAUACUACGGAAAGCUACAGCUGUUCCUGCACGGAAAGCAGAAUAUUUUGACUCCACUGAACCUGUCCAGAAUAGAGUGUACAAGAGCCUAAAGAUCUGGUCAAUGUUGGCAGAUUUAGAAGAGAGCUUGGGAACAUUUAAGUCUACCAAGGCAGUGUAUGACCGCAUCAUUGAUCUGAGGAUUGCUACUCCACAGAUUAUCAUUAAUUAUGCCAUGUUUUUGGAGGAGCAUAAUUACUUUGAAGAAAGCUUUAAGGCAUAUGAAAGAGGGAUUGCACUCUUCAGAUGGCCCAAUGUGUAUGACAUCUGGAACACAUACCUGACCAAGUUUACUGAUCGUUAUGGUGGCAAGAAACUUGAGCGAGCCAGAGAUCUUUUUGAGCAAGCACUGGAUGGGUGUCCACCUAAAUUUGCCAAAACCAUUUACCUACUGUAUGCCAAACUUGAAGAAGAGUAUGGCCUUGCCAGGCAUGCUAUGCGUGUCUAUGAGCGAGCAACACAAGCAGUUGAACCAGCUGAGCAGUAUGAAAUGUUUAACAUUUACAUCAAAAGAGCAGCUGAGAUUUAUGGGGUCACCCGCACCAGGAGUAUCUAUCAAGAUGCCAUCACGGUUCUACCUGACGAGCAUUCCCGUGAAAUGUGUCUGAGGUUUGCUGACAUGGAAUGCAAGCUUGGAGAGAUUGAUCGAGCUAGGGCCAUUUAUUCAUACUGUUCCCAGAUGUGUGAUCCACGGGUGACUCCAGCUUUCUGGCAGACCUGGAAAGAGUUUGAGGUUCGUCAUGGCAAUGAGGACACCAUACGUGAACUUCUUCGCAUUAAGCGCAGCGUGCAGGCCACCUACAACACACAGGUCAACUUUAUGUCCUCGCAAAUGCUGAAGGCUUUUUCCAAUGCCACUGGUACAGUUUCGGACUUGGCCCCUGGACAAAGUGGCAUGGAUGACAUGAAGCUUCUUGAGCAGAAGGCUCACUUGCUGGCUGCUGAGGCUGCAAGAGAAAAAGUGACUACAAAGGAAAAGAUUCUGUUUGUCAGGGGUGACGAAUCACGCAGUGAAUUGGCUGAGCUUGCGAAACAAGCAAACCCGGAUGAGAUUGACAUUGAUGAUGAUGACAGUGAUGAAGGUAGUGACGAUGCUGAACCAGAAGUGGUGGAGUUGGAACAAAAGAGUGUGCCCUCUGCUGUGUUUGGAGGACUGAAAGAUGACUGAAUGUAACAAGGCAGUUCUGGAAAGAUCCGAUAUCUCCAGCAGAGGAGGAGUGGUAGCUGCUGCACGGCCAACGAAAGGCGGGUGGAAAACGCGAGGACCCUUGUCUGCUUCAUCAGCUUUAAAGGCCACAUGCUUUACUGAACCUGAUCUCUCAAAUGGAAAAGCAAAACAUGAAACUGAACCACCUGCCUUCAGAGGUAUUGUGAUGUCAGAAUGUGUAAGCAGAAAGGCACUGUGUCAUGUGAUGUAAAUGUGUGUUUUUUCUAAAUGUUACCCCCUCCCAAAUUUAUAAAUCAUCUGUACAGAUUUUAAAGAUUUGUUAAAUAUUAGUGGCA
Erpetoichthys calabaricus (reedfish) is the source of this 2974-nucleotide messenger RNA. RefSeq names its product XPA binding protein 2 (gene xab2). NCBI's taxonomy places the organism in Eukaryota, Metazoa, Chordata, Cladistia, Polypteriformes, Polypteridae. The coding region runs from base 87 to 2639 and encodes 850 amino acids. The record is from RefSeq and is a predicted model, not a curated record. Gene Ontology annotation, cellular component: Prp19 complex; U2-type catalytic step 2 spliceosome; post-mRNA release spliceosomal complex. The transcript has 19 exons. Gene Ontology annotation, molecular function: protein binding. Gene Ontology annotation, biological process: generation of catalytic spliceosome for first transesterification step; mRNA splicing, via spliceosome.